Molecule: messenger RNA, 940 nt
Organism: Photinus pyralis (common eastern firefly)
Lineage: Eukaryota; Metazoa; Arthropoda; Insecta; Coleoptera; Lampyridae
Product: RWD domain-containing protein 1
Exons: 5
Coding region: 134-853 (239 amino acids)
Biological process (GO): cytoplasmic translation
Molecular function (GO): protein binding
Source: RefSeq, a predicted model, not a curated record
UUUAUAAGUAUUUCAGUAUUCUAUGGUACCAAUAUGCUGCAUGUUUGAUAACCACAAACUACCAUGUUAACAUAAAAAAUAAAGAAAAUACUAUUUGCAUUGCAAUAAUACCUAUCUUAAAGGAAACUACAACAUGGAUUACAAAGAGGAGCAAGCAGGUGAAAUAGAAGCCCUUGAAUCAAUAUAUUAUGGGGAUGUUACAAUUCUAUCAACUGAACCAUUUCAUAAAUUUAGUAUUCCGAUAAAGUCUGAAGAAUAUGAUUCGGACGGAAAAAAUGGCUUGGCCUGUAACUUGGUUUUUACAUACACUUCAAAAUACCCAGAUGAACAACCUUCUAUAGAAAUUGAAGAACCGAUCAAUAUCAACAAUUCGCACCAAGAAGAAUUAUUGUUACAAUUAAAACAGCAGGCAGAAGAAAAUAUAGGAAUGGUAAUGAUAUUCACGUUAGUCUCUUUAGCUCAAGAAUGGGUAAAUUUGAAAUGGGAUGAUGUUAAAAAACAACAAGAAAAUGAAAAAUUACAAAAGGAGCAAGAACGUGAAGAAAUUGAAAGGAAAAAAUUCGAAGGUACAAGAGUAACAGUUGAGUCAUUUUUAAUUUGGAAAAACAAAUUUGAGGAAGAUCUUGGUAUUAAAAAGAAACGCGAAGCAGUUGAAAAAGAGGGUCGGAAAUUAACAGGGCGAGAACUGUUUAUGACUGACGACACAUUAAAUGAAUCAGAUUUGAAAUUUUUGGAUGGAGAAGAAGUCAAAGUGGAUGAAUCGCUAUUUCAAGAUUUGGAUGAUUUAGAUAUUGAUGAUGAAGAUGACGAUCCUGAUUUUGAUCCCAACAAUUUUGAUAGCGAUGGUUCCUAAAAUUUCAACUUGUAGAUAGAUAGCACAUUGAGCAUUAAAUAUUUUGUACUGUUGUCUAAUAUUGUUUAUUAUAUAAAUCGCAUAUUA